CAGAGCUCCGUUCCUACUUUGGUCCAGAGAUGACGGGAAUGGAGCGGACGAGCAGCACGAGGAGGACGGCCAUGGUGCGGCAACACAAGGCUGAGGUCAUGAUUGCAGGAGAACAACUCAGGUUGAGACUUCAUGAUGGGAAACUGAUUAAGGACCGUCGCUACCACUUGAGGACGUAUCCCAACUGCUUCGUGUCGCAGGAGCUCAUCGACUGGCUCGUCAGCCACAAGGAGGCUUCGGAUCGAGCCACGGCCGUCCGUCUGGUGCAGCACCUCAUGGACCAUGACAUCGUUCACCACGUGUGUGAUAAGAGACCCGUGAUCAAGGAUGCCAAGCUGCUGUACCGUUUCCGGAAGGAUGACGGGACCUUCCCCUUCAACACGGAGGUGAAGGUCUUCAUGCGAGGACAACGGCUGUAUGAGCACCUGGUAGCAGAUAAACACUCCAUCCUGCAGCUGAGGGAGGAGCACGGCCUCUCGUACCCGCGCUCCUUUCCCGGCUACCAGCUGAUCGACUGGCUGCUCCAGAACGGAGAGGCGGAGAGCCGGCGCCAGGGCCUGGACUCCUGCCGAGCGCUGGUGGAGCACGGCAUCAUCCAGCACGUGGAAAAGAAGCACGACUUCUUCGACAGUGGACUGCUUUACCACUUCUGCAUCAACUUCCGGCGCCGGCGGCGCCUAUCCGAACUGUUAAAUGAGAGCAGGCAAGACGGCGAGGACGGCGGGCCCCCGCCCCCCCACGUGGACCACAGCCCCGACAGUCCCUUCGUCCUACGCAGAAGCUCAGUCCUGGAGCACAGCCGAGCCUUCCAGCCCGUGGGCUCCAGUAAGGACCUGGAACCGGGGGCCAGCGUUCGUCGGGGAAGUCUGAACUCUAUUCAGCUUCACUCUUCAGCACUCCCACCUCACGUUCAACUCCCUUCAAGCUCCAUAGCGAGGUGCAAUCCUACAUCAGUCCUCAAAAGACCCGUGACGUGUGAGCAGUUGUUGUCACCUGGUGCGCCUUUCAUCAAGAAAGUGUUAACGGUGAUAGGUGAUGUUCUGGGCUGGGGCAUCGUGGUCAGAGGCGUGGCCCCCUGUUACGUACAGGCCGUGGACCCUGGAAGCCCUGCAGCAGCCGCUGGAGUCAGGGUGAGGCAGUUUGUGUGCCAGGUGAACGGACAGUGUGUCCUCCACCUGGAUUACAGGACAGUCACCCGACUGGUGAUGACGGGGCCCCGCGUCGUCGUUCUGGAAGUUAUGGAAUCGCUGGACUGAAAGCAACCACUUGAAUAAAGUCUGUUUGGUGUUUCAAUGUCUAUUUUCUGCAACGUAAAUUACAAUACACUUCCCUGACUAUGAGAUCUGAUGCAUUUACUGGAUGUUGGAAACUAUUCAUUAGACUUGUAAAGCUGUUAACGGCAAGAAAAGCUGACUGCAAAAGGUUUCCAUCAGUGCGUUUUCGUGCAACUGAAUUUGAGAAAACUUUAACUUGAAUAAAAGAAAACGUUUGU
Messenger RNA from Cololabis saira (Pacific saury), 1492 nucleotides. Its product is annotated as DEP domain-containing mTOR-interacting protein. The coding region runs from base 30 to 1256 and encodes 408 amino acids. The transcript is spliced from 9 exons. NCBI's taxonomy places the organism in Eukaryota, Metazoa, Chordata, Actinopteri, Beloniformes, Belonidae. Gene Ontology annotation, biological process: intracellular signal transduction. Gene Ontology annotation, molecular function: protein binding. The record is from RefSeq and is a predicted model, not a curated record.